This is a messenger RNA of Paramecium sonneborni, 1003 nucleotides long. The record is from the annotation of a GenBank genome assembly. Lineage: Eukaryota; Ciliophora; Oligohymenophorea; Peniculida; Parameciidae.
AAUAUAGUUAAAAUUAUGUGUCUUGGAUUGAAAUUUGAAGGGGGAAAGAGUUAAUUUACAAAUCUUUUUUAUUUAUUUUAAUUUGAUGUAAUUUGCUUGGAGUGAUGCUGAAUUGGAAAACAAUAAUAAAUGGAAUUAUGAUGAUGAUAGACGAUUGGAAGAAGCUUUUAAGUAAUAUGGACCAUAAUGGAAGAAAAUAGCAGAAUAUUUAUGCGGUAAAACAGAUUAAGAAUGUGUUCAAAGAUGGACUUAAUUAAAGGUAAAACAUUUAAUAUAUAUAGUAAGAGUGGAAAGAAGACUCCUUGGACAAAGGAAGAAGAUGAUAUGUUAAAAGAGUUAGUAUAAAAAUAUGGGGAAAAUUGGAAUGAAAUUGCUUAAAUUAUGAAAAACAGAACAGGAAACUAAAUUCGAAAUAGAUAUAUUAAUUAAAUUAUUGCACCACCUGCUAGACCAUGGACAUAAGAGGAAGACGAAUAAUUAGUACUUUUACAUAAAUAGUAUGGGGCUAAAUGGACUUAAAUAGCAAAACUCAUGAAAGAUAGAUCUGUAAUUAUUAGUAUUCUAAUUUAGGAAAUAAUGGUUAAGAAUAGGUUUUAUACUAAACAUAAAGAUCAAAGUCAUAAAUUAGGAUUAGUAAUAUUUAAAAAUAAUUUUAUAGAAACUUUAGGUUUCAGAUUAAGAAUAUGAAAAGUAAGAAGAUCCAGAAAUCAGCACUAUUAAAACUGAAUCAUCUUGCAAGUAAGAGAUUGAAUAAUUGGAACCAUAAAUUAAUAAAAAAAUUGAUACAAAAUAAUAAGAAUAACAAAGAGAUAAAAACAUUCGAUAUUUAUGUCCAAGAAACUUCUUAUUUUAAUUUGAAUAAAUGUUUGAUUUAACUCCAGGAGAACCAAAGAAAAUUAUUUGGAUUCCUGUACCUGUGAUUAGAUUAAUACCAAAAAGUAAUACAUCUGAAAUAUCGAAUGUAAAAAAUCAAUCAGAAAACUUAAAAUAAGAAGAAUAAUGA